AUGGAAUACCAAAAGAUCCGGUUCGGUCACGAUUCACGUUCUCAUAUAAAUCAACUUCUUGUACAGAGGGAAUUUUACCCAAACCAGAGGCCAUAUACAAAAGCUAUCCAUUCAGAUCCAUAUGUUGUUAAGCGUUUUAAUAAACCCGAGAGUUUUGUAGGUCAUGACGGUUGUGUAAAUACCGUUGAAUGGAACGAAACAGGCAACGAUUGUAAUCUUAAUAUUUGGUCUCCUUUUGCUAAACCUGAAAAACCUCUUCUCCAUUCAGUACCAUCUGGUCAUACUGCAAACAUCUUUUCCGCCAAAUUUAUGCCAAAGACAAAUGAUCGACAUAUAGUUUCUUGUUCUGCUGACGGAAUCGUCAGGUUCACGGAUCUUAACGAUUUUAUUGCUUAUUCUCCUUCAAAUAAUUGGAACCCUUCACCAGCAUUUCAAUGUCACACUAAUAUGACGUUUGAAGUUUUACCCGAUCCAAAUAAUCCAUACGUGUUUUUCUCUUGUGCAGACGAUGGUCGAAUAAAAAGAUACGAUCUCCGCAUUAGUAAAUCUUGCGAUAAAAAUUGUAGGCGUCACACAUUUUUGGACAUGAAUCCUACGCGUAAACCAAAGAAGAGGGAUUUGCAAAACAGAGACAAACCUAAUGAUAAAAGUGAUGAUGCUCGUUCACAAAGCGAAUCCGAAUCAGAACAACAAUCAGAGCGUAGUAGGAUAAAUUUUCUUCCAUUUCGACAUAGAGAUGUGGGCAUCACGGCUAUGUCAAUCAGACCAGAUAAUCCUAUUUAUUUGGCUGCUGCAUGUGGAGAUGAUACUGUACGCAUAUAUGACCGGCGUUUUAUUAAAGUACCAUCAUCAGGUUCAAAUAUUCCUUAUCAUCAAGAUAGUCAAGUUUAUCGAUUUCUUCCUAAUGCGAUGCGGCAGAAUCCGGAUAAAGAAUCGUCGAAUCAUCAUCGAAUGACUAGUUUGAAAUAUGAUCCAAAUGGUGGUGGUGAUUUAUGUGUUAGUUACAGUAGUGAUAAAGUUUAUUUGAUUAGGCCAGGAGCUGGUCUAAUUGAUAAGCCAAGAAAGACAAGAAAAGGAGCAGUCAGGAUAUCGAGAAAGAAAGAACGUGACGAAUCAGAGCCUGAAAAUAAGCCGUCAGACGAUAACGUGGAAGGAGAGUCCCCUAUUAAAAAUAUAGUUGGUAAAGGGAAAGCAAAAGAAGAAAAUUCAUGUGAAGAGAGAGACACCAUUCCUACAUCAUAUUUGUUUGAAAGUACUAUAAAAAAUAAAGAGGUUGAUAAUUAUGAUGAGGAGGUUUUGAGUGAUCAAGAUAACCGGCAGCCUAUAACACAAAAAAUGAAUGAUAUCAAGGACGAAGACGACGAUUAUGAUGAUUACAUGUAUAGUUCCGAUGAGGACGACGAAGAGGAUAUAGAUGAAGUGCACGAUGAAGAUAUAGCCAUGUCCUACACCGGUCAUUUAAAUUCCAGAACAAUGAUUAAAAAAGCAUAUUUCUUUGGAGCAAAAUCCGAAUAUAUUAUGUCUGGUUCGGAUGACGGUCGUGUAUUCAUAUGGGACAAACUGACAGGAAAAGUUAUCAAUUUAUUAAAAGAUGGUGAUACGAAGGUUGUAAAUUGCGUUCAACCACAUCCGUAUUAUCCAAUUUUAUGUACAUCUGGAAUUGAUUAUGAUGUGAAACUUUGGUAUCCUAAAGGAGAAGAAAAUGAUCUUUCGGAUCUUGAAAUGAUUUUAAAGUAUAAUGAAGAAGAAGCGCGUCAAGAAAGUGCUAUUGGAAGAUGGGGAGGCACCGAGAAUCAAUUUUCGUUAUUGUUUGCUUUACUCAGUGAGCUCGGAGCUAAUGUGUCUAACAUUUUUGAGGAAUGA
Funneliformis mosseae is the source of this 1863-nucleotide messenger RNA. The record is from the annotation of a GenBank genome assembly. NCBI's taxonomy places the organism in Eukaryota, Fungi, Glomeromycota, Glomeromycetes, Glomerales, Glomeraceae.